AUGGAAAAAUUCAGCGCAUAUAGGGAUGCUGGAACGGGAAUUCAGCCGUUUCUUACUCCAAUUCCUUCAAAUUCUCCUCCAACAACACUUCAAAUAGUCCAACCACUCAUCUACGCGUUUGCCGUUAUUCGUUUCGUGCUCAGUUUGAUUGUGCUGGCGGAGCACUUGCUCUUACAGGCAGUCAUCCUCGUCUUCUCCCCAAUACCGCCCCUGUACCGCUUCCUGGCUUGGCUCCUUACUGCUAUCCAUUGUCGGACGUUGCUUGCGCUCGCAGGAUAUGGUCGAAUCAAGGUGGAGCUGACAAGCAAGAAGAAAGGACGUGUUACCACGCAAGGCGAAGCAUGGUCACCAAAGGCUGGAGAUCUCAUUGUUUCAAACUGGUGCUCCUGGGCCGAGAUUCUUUGGCUAGCUUUUCGCUUCAAUCCAAUCUUCAUCAUGCCGGUUGCAAAUGCACCGCAGCAAGCAGAGGAAGAUAGCAUGAACCUCACUGGAAGAAGGACAGGAACUGGAUCAGCUGCCAUUCACAGGAACGGCGCAAUGCAAAGGACCGCCAUUGCCGGCUUUCACCGUGUCUCGUUGCUCAAGAUCCUUUCGUCGCUAGGCGAAACACCAUCGACGAACGGGCUGCCUAUAGCAGGAGCAAUGUCGCUCGAGAGUAUACGCAAAGAUGCCGACAGACCGGUGGUCGUCUUUCCUGAAUGCACCACCAGUAACGGCCGCGGGCUUCUGCGGUUUGUCGAUGUGUUUGAGUCAAGCCAUGCCGUCCCUGUCAAGGGCUAUGACGUGUUCAUCAUGUGCGCUCGGUAUGACGCGCCAACUCACUGGAAGCCCUCUGCCACGUGCUCGAUUCCCAAAAAACUUCCGAUUCCUCUUCCAGAGCCUCUGGUGCAAAUGUUCACCAUCCCGUUUGAGCCGUCCCGCCUCACCAUCCGUCUCCUCCCACUUUCAGAAGGUCCAAGUUCGGCCUUAUUUCUCUCAAGUGAUACGCUGGUCGGAGGAGGAACGAAAGACACACUUUCAGAAGCAUGUUCAGUCCUCAUCUCCCAAGUUGGCAAGUUGAAACGUACUGGUCAAGGCUGGGAAGAGAAGAGCUCGUUCUUGUCCUUUUACUAUACCAAGAGUUAG
Molecule: messenger RNA, 1125 nt
Organism: Serendipita indica DSM 11827
Lineage: Eukaryota; Fungi; Basidiomycota; Agaricomycetes; Sebacinales; Serendipitaceae
Source: the annotation of a GenBank genome assembly